UACACAUUGCAGUCCAAUGGUUGGUAGGAUCGUGCGCAAAACCAUUGCUGUAAAACCAUCUUUUCUGGUGCAACGAGCUCUGUUGUUCUCACAAACACUACCGCAGUAGCUUGUGAGUUCCUUUUUAUGCGAUAAAUGACCAGUCUGAAGUCUCGAAUUGAAUCAUACAAGUACCGAACUCUGUAAGAGGUGGAAGUUAAGCAGUAAAGUUUUGAUUAUUCUAUUCUACUGCAGCUCCAAGUCAUACCUUCUGUGCCAGUGUGUAUAAAGGUUGACAACGCGAGAGUCUCUCAAACGCGACUAUCUAUUUUCAUAAUUUAAUUCAUAUUCAGUAGAAAAGUUAAAAUGAUGAAGUCAAUCUUUUUCGGAGUUGUUGCUGUUGCCGUCGCCAUUCUGACAUUUUAUCAGGAUACGGCACAAGCACAGGAACAAGCAGGAACACCCGACCAAGGCAUCUAUAAAUGGGACGCAAUGGACAGCCAGUGUCUUAACGCAUUGCAUGGUCAAAUUAACAAAGAGUUUGACGCCUCUAUUGUCUACCUGAAAUUUGCUGCCCAUUUUGCUCAGGAAAAAAUUAACCUUCCUGGAUUCGAGAAAUUUUUCUUCCAUGCCGCAGGUGAGGAACGCGAACACGGCAUUAAACUCAUCGAAUAUGCGUUGAUGCGAGGCCAUGGACCAAUCAAUAAGAACUUCAAUCUUGACUAUAGUUUUCAGAUUCCAAGUGGAACAGAUGGCGAAUCUGCUCUAAGGUUUGCAUUGAAAAAAGAAGAAGAAGUGACUCAAAGUAUCCGGCAAGUGAUCAAAGCUUGUGAGGAAGGUACAAAUGAUUACCACCUUGCCGACUACCUAACCGGAGAGUAUCUUGACGAGCAACAUAAAGGACAACGAGAAUUGGCCGAAAAAAUCGCCACGUUGAACAAAAUGAAGAAGAGCGCGCCGAAGCUGGGUGAAUUCUUGUUUGAUAAGAACCACAUGUAAGAGAAAGACUUUCAAAUAAAUGUGUAAGAAACUUAGAGAAAAGGCUACUACGUUAUUAAAAUAGCAGUUCAAAUUUUAUUCCUUUUUCUGUAAAUUAGUUGUGAAAAUCGAACUCUGAACAAAUAAAUGUAUGACUAGUACAAAA
Molecule: messenger RNA, 1123 nt
Organism: Wyeomyia smithii (pitcher-plant mosquito)
Lineage: Eukaryota; Metazoa; Arthropoda; Insecta; Diptera; Culicidae
Product: ferritin subunit-like
Exons: 5
Coding region: 346-978 (210 amino acids)
Biological process (GO): intracellular iron ion homeostasis; iron ion transport
Cellular component (GO): cytoplasm
Molecular function (GO): ferric iron binding; ferrous iron binding
Source: RefSeq, a predicted model, not a curated record